Yarrowia lipolytica CLIB122 is the source of this 429-nucleotide messenger RNA. RefSeq lists its product as uncharacterized. NCBI's taxonomy places the organism in Eukaryota, Fungi, Ascomycota, Dipodascomycetes, Dipodascales. The record is from RefSeq and is a predicted model, not a curated record.
AUGACCUGGACACAAAAGACAAUCACUCUGCCCCCCAAGACCAAGGGAUCGUACCUGGUGACCGACGAGAUUGUCAGCCAGGUGCCGGAGAUCAAGAACUACAAGGUCGGCAUGGCCAACUUCUUCAUGCAACACACCUCGGCUGCUCUGACUCUCAACGAGAACUGGGACACAGACGUGCGAGCAGAUAUGACCGAUGCUCUGGCCCGAAUUGCUCCUGAGUCCGAUGUCUACCGACACAGUUGCGAGGGCCCCGAUGACAUGCCUGCUCACAUUCGAUCUUCUCUGGUCGGCGUGUCCAUCAAUGUCCCCAUCAAGGACGGAUAUCUGGCCACCGGAACCUGGCAGGGAAUCUGGUACCUCGAGUUCCGAAAGAUGCGGCAUACCCGAAAGGUUGUUGUGACUCUUCAGGGUGAGGAGCGUAGCUGA